Messenger RNA from Erigeron canadensis, 1323 nucleotides. RefSeq lists its product as uncharacterized. The transcript has 2 exons. The record is from RefSeq and is a predicted model, not a curated record. NCBI's taxonomy places the organism in Eukaryota, Viridiplantae, Streptophyta, Magnoliopsida, Asterales, Asteraceae. The coding region runs from base 1 to 1323 and encodes 440 amino acids.
AUGUCUGGUUCAUCAUCAUCAUCAUCCUCUAGUGACGAUUGCGGAUCAAGCGAUUACGAAGUAAUCAAUAAUGCUGUUACGCAAAUGAAUGUUGUUUUCAAUCCCCAAGCCAUAGGUGCGUGUCUUAACGUUAUCUUUGACGAAGAAGAAAACCAAAACCAAGAAGCAGAAAGUUCUUCAAGACCCAAGUUGACUAGAAGGGUGAUCAGGCGAGAUCACGUGGCUGCCGCCAAGCUUUUAUACGAUCAUUACUUUGCGCCAGAACCAACCUACCCACCUGACAUGUUUCGUAGACGGUUCCGAAUGCGAAAGGAUAUGUUUCUACGCAUAGUGCGAGACAUAAACUCCUUUGAUAGCAUUGAACCGCUACCGAAACACUUUCAGUUCUUCCACAAAGCCCCGACAGAUGCAAGUGAUCGUCUCGGUUUCAACAUUUUCCAGAAAUGUACUUCUGCCAUACGCCAGUUAGCGUAUAGCUUUAAGGUUGAUGCUUUAGAUGAGUACUUGCAAAUGGCUCAAGAUACGGGCUACCAGUGUUUAAACGCUUUCUGCAAGUGUGUUAUACAACUCUAUCAUGACGAGUAUUUGAGAAAGCCAACAGAAGCAAAUAUCGAGCGGUUGACGGUUAAACAUGCUGAGGUUCAUGGGUUUCCAGUGGCGUUGCAAGGGCAGUACACCCGAGGUGACAAUGGACAUCCAACAAUCAUGCUUGAAGCGGUUGCUUCAUAUGAUUUGUGGAUCUGGCAUGCCUACUUUGGCCCUGCUGGUUCGAACAACGACAUCAACGUCCUCAACGAGUCAGAUUUGUUCUACGAUUUGCUUGAAGACAGGGCUCCUAAAGUAGAGUUUUCGGUUAAUGGGGAGCAAUUUCAAAAGGGGUACUACCUAGCAGAUGGUAUUUAUCCAGAAUGGGCUACUCUUGUUAAGUCAUUCAAGUGCCCUCUAGAGCCAAAAACCACCAAGUUCAAAAGAUACCAAGAAGCUGCAAGAAAGGAUGUCGAGCGAGCAUUUGGGGUUCUUCAAGGUCGUUGGCAGAUUAUUGAACAAUAUGCGCGGCCAUACAGUACGAACAAGAUAAAACGGAUCAUGUUAUGUUGUGUGAUUCUCCACAACAUGAUCGUUGAAGAUAACGGGCGCGCAAUAACAGAGUUUGAAGAGGAGUUGAUAGCUAAUAGUAGACUCCCAACCCGUACGUGGACUGAAAGGUGUUCGACGCAGUUUCGUAUGUACAGGGAGCUACGUGAUAGAAGGGCUCACCAUAAACUCCGCAAUGCUCUGAUUGAACAUGUUUGGAACCUCCCGGAACACGGUCGUCAACGUUGA